This is a messenger RNA of Paramecium tetraurelia, 1356 nucleotides long. RefSeq lists its product as uncharacterized. Gene Ontology annotation, biological process: protein K48-linked deubiquitination. Gene Ontology annotation, cellular component: nucleus. The record is from RefSeq and is a predicted model, not a curated record. The transcript is spliced from 3 exons. Gene Ontology annotation, molecular function: ubiquitin binding; cysteine-type deubiquitinase activity. Lineage: Eukaryota; Ciliophora; Oligohymenophorea; Peniculida; Parameciidae.
AUGAGCGAAGAUUUGCCAGAGAAAGAGACAGAACAACCUUCUUAUUUAUUGUGGUACAUUUUAAUACUUGUGUUAUUUUUAUUAUUGUUAUUCUGUUACGGAAAAAAAUGUGGGCAAUCGAAAAUUUAACCAAAAGAAAAUGAAGGUAUUCAAUUAAAGUUGUUAGAGGAUCAAAAGAUAUAUGAGGAAUAGAAGCUUUCAAUUCAAGAAAAUUAGAGUACAGUUUAGAUGGAUCAAAAUCGGUUAAUAAUGUCAAAUAUUGUUAAAUAAUUUCAAAAACUGUAAAAACAGGUAGAAUAUUAGCAUAAAUCUUGCGGUAAUCUCUUAAUAUAUUAAACAUCAUAACAAAUUGUUUAAUAGAGUGUAAAUAAAAUUAAAUAAAUUUAUGAUUAUUCUUCCAAAUUACGCGCUGUUGAUGAAAAUUAGAAAUAUUAUAUUAGAAGAUUUUAGGAUAAAUCAGAAUUGAGAAAAAAUUAUGGCUUAACAUUAAAAACAAGUGCAGAAUUAUAUAAAAAUUGCAAUUCAUUUAGAGAAGUAAGAGGAGAUGGUAAUUGCUUUUAUACUGCUUUUGGAUUUUAAUUCUUAUCUAUUUUACUAUUUGAGUAUUCCUAAGACUAAUUUAAUGAUUUUUUUAAUAAAAUUAGACAAAUUGAGUUGCCAAUGAAAAUAUUUGUUCCUAAUACAAAUUUAAAAAUUGAUGAUAAAGAAAUAGAAAAAUAACUAUUAGAUGAAUUUUAACGUAGAAUGACUAAACUAAAACUAAUCGAAGAUAUAAAUUAAAGAGAAGAAUAAUUUAGUAAUGAAUUUGCUGCCUAUGAACAAUAAUCAGAAGAAAUAGAUGGGUGUUUAUAUGGAUUAUCAACUAUAUUUUUUAGAAAUUAUUCUAAUUACGUUGUAGAUUUUAGUGAUGCCAAAGAUGCAGUAUAUGAUAGAGAAAAAUUAUUAAAUUGGGAAGAAGAAUGUAAUAGUAAUGAAGUUGUUAUUGCAGAAUUAGCUAAACAAUUAAAUACUUUUGUUUAAUUAAUUUUUAUAGAAAAUAGUAACAAUAUAGUAAUUAGGGAGUAUGGAAUCAAUAAAAUUCAUAAAAUUAUAUUAUUAAUUAAGCCUGGACAUUAUAAUAUUGGAUAUUAUCUACAAGAUACCAUCAUUGAUUAAUAUAUCUAAUUCUUAAAUUAACUAAAGGGGAUAAAUUGGAAAGAUUAUGAGUAUGGCAAUAAUCAGUAGAAUACUUUGCAAGAAGCAGAAGAAAAAAUAGAAAAAUUAUAUAGUGAAAUUGCCAUUUUGAAACAAAAUAAUACUUUGAAGUAAAAAGAUGCUUUCAAAAUAAUAGGAUUUUAAUUAUUACCAUUAACGUGA